This is a messenger RNA of Malassezia sympodialis ATCC 42132, 309 nucleotides long. RefSeq lists its product as uncharacterized. The transcript has 2 exons. Lineage: Eukaryota; Fungi; Basidiomycota; Malasseziomycetes; Malasseziales; Malasseziaceae. The record is from RefSeq and is a predicted model, not a curated record. Bases 1 to 309 code for a protein of 102 amino acids.
AUGGAUAAUAUCAAAGCCACGCAAGAACUCAUUGCCCUAGAUCUCAAACGUCUCUCCGAAUUGCCUUCUGACGCUGGUGUGGCUUCCUUACAACGAAUAUUGACGAUAUGGUCACUUACCCAAUCUGAUUAUGACUAUCGCCAGGGUAUGCAUGAAGUGGCGUCGUUCCUGUGGACAUUGAGGGCACGCGAAUCUCUCCCAACCCCUGUGGACCCCCAGAAAGAGACAUUGGAUAUCCAUUCGCUGCUAGCACCUGAGGAAGUGGAAGCGGACACUACUUCAUCGAGCGCGCCGGAUCCCCCUCACUGA